UAUACACCGAGUUGAAUCGCGGCAGAUUUAAUUUACUUUCUUGCAAAAAAGCUGUCAAAAAUGGGUAAAAGUGAAGAUUUAGGCGUUUCUGAGGAAGCCAAAGAGCGACAAAGCUUUGUGAUGAACACUGAAGCAAACCGUCUUGCAUCUUUUAAGGACUGGCCGUUUGACGAAAACUGCAAUUGUAUGCCGAGCAAGAUGGCGGCUGCAGGCUUCUAUCACUGUCCAACAGCUCAGGAACCUGACCUCGUGCGCUGCUUCAUGUGCUUUAAGGAACUUGACGGAUGGGAACCAACCGAUGAUCCCAUGCUGGAGCACAAAUCUCACGCUCCUAAGUGUGCCUUUGUCAACAAAAAGAAGGACGAGAAAGAUAUGACCGUGGCUGAGUUUUUCAAGCUAGAAGCAAUCCGACAGCAGAACAGACUUAUGAACCAUGUUGAGAAUCGCAUCAAAGAGUUCACAUACGAGGCAGAGAAAACGAGAAAGCAGAUAGAGGAGCUUAAGAACCAGUAAUCGGUAACUUCUGAAUCCAACUUGGAACCGGCGGGCCCAAGUGAGGCUGCGCACGGUCCAAGAUGUUACUUUCUACUGAGUUGAAUGUACACAUGAAUAAUGCUUAGCUUGAAGUUUUUUGGUAGGUGCGUAAAACAUUUGGAGUGUGUACAUAAUAUUUAUACUUGUAGAAAAUCUAUUUCGAAAAGUGUGGGAAUCUGUAAGCGAUUAAAAUCUGCAAAGAAGACUCAUGAAAAUUUUCACAGUAGUUAAUGUAAUCAGUUAAUCAGUCAAACUGCUCAAAAUUGUAGACUACAUACAGGGUGCAGGAACUUCAUUCUUGAAAGGGCAAAGCAGUUUCCCUUUCACGAAGGGCACUUGUAGUAGAAACUUAACUGAGGCAAAGACCGGGGCAUCAAGGCCAUUGCCUCCGAUAAGUUCCUGCCCUGUACAUGUACACACUUGCACCACGAAUUGAAAAGUGUAAAUAUCUCGCCUUCAGUAUUUCUGUUAUACCUUCAGUAUGCUCUCCCCUGGUUUCAUAUAACACUGUUAAGACUAGUGACAUCACCCAAGGCAGUGGAUUGUUCUCUGGAAUAUAGCCAAUCACUCUAUAUACACAUACGUACCGAUCAGCCUAGCUUUUAUUUUUGGAAGGCUUCACACAGUGCUGCUGGAAGAUUGUGUGUGUGUUUGUGUUGAUAACAUCAAUUGUACAAAGAUGUCUGCAUAAGGGGUCACUCAUUUUUUCAUCAUUUUCAUAAGCAUACUAAACGACUUUUCUUUGACCCCUUGCUGAAUGAGUAUGCAAGAAAAUGACGGUCAACAAUCACUUUUCACGUUCUAAGAAUAUUCACUGCACUGUUACUCCCCAAUACAUUCUGUGAGCUCAUGACAAUUCUGAGAAAAUGAAUUACCCCUUUAGUUGAUGUAUGUGGCAGAAAAAAAUAUGUCCACAAUGAUCUCUGUGUUGCUGUCAUAUUGUGUACAAUUUGAUUUUUAAUUAAAAAGGCACUCCCCUUAGAAAUAGACGGAUAAAUAACAGCGAUUAAAGCUUUUUCUCCACACCUCUUUGUGAUUCUGGAAGAAAAAUGCACAGUUUGUUAUCCUCCAACAAAAAAAACGACAUCAAUUGUCAAAUUUAAAAACUUUACAUAUGUAUACGUGUGACAUUUCUAUUAAAAUAAAUACACACCAGUUUCAACCCUUCCCAACUGGUACCUGCUUAUCACAAAAUAUUUCUUUGGAUGACAAUUACUUGGCUGGAGUUUUGACACUUUGAACUUCUUGCCUAGAUUCUGUCAUCAUUUCACCCAAAACACUAAUGAAGGAAAAACCUGUUACUUAUGUACACAAUUUUACAAAAACUUUGAAGAAAUGCAUUUUUUUUUACAUAAAUUGAGUAUAAUCAAAACUGUUAGAAGUGUCCUAAUAAGGUCAGAAGGAAAAAAAGUUCAAAUAUGUACAGUAUGCAUGUUAACUAUGAGACACUUUCAAAGUAUCUUUUUUAGCAGUAACUCGCAUAAGGUUUUUAAGUUCACUUGGGGACAGAGGGUAAACCUGAUUUGGACACUAGCUUGUGUUUGUCACCCCUUAAUACUCAAUAAAACCUGGAUAGUAAGACUUAACAUAA
Molecule: messenger RNA, 2125 nt
Organism: Acanthaster planci (crown-of-thorns starfish)
Lineage: Eukaryota; Metazoa; Echinodermata; Asteroidea; Valvatida; Acanthasteridae
Gene: birc5
Product: baculoviral IAP repeat containing 5
Source: RefSeq, a predicted model, not a curated record